Molecule: messenger RNA, 1652 nt
Organism: Camelus dromedarius (Arabian camel)
Lineage: Eukaryota; Metazoa; Chordata; Mammalia; Artiodactyla; Camelidae
Gene: C1QTNF2
Product: C1q and TNF related 2
Exons: 3
Coding region: 627-1484 (285 amino acids)
Molecular function (GO): protein binding
Source: RefSeq, a predicted model, not a curated record
UUGAGGAAACUAAAUGUCUGUGUUUCUCAUGGCUCUUAAUCACUGAGUGAAACGCCACCCUUCAUUGUAAGUGUGUCACAACCUGAUAACCGACAGGUCAAAUUUAACUGAGUACAAUUUAUAUCUUUCAGUCUCCGGGGGGAUGGUGCAGAGGUCAGGCUCAGCAGCCUAGCUCAAGGCCCAGACAGGUGUCCCUGGAGUUUCUGCUGGCAGAUCACAUUCAAAUAGAGUCAGUGAGAGACCAGUGUCCCCACUGCGGGCCCUUCCCACAUCACAGUCUGAGUAGAGGGCCCUUGGGAGUGAACCCGGGAUUUGUGUCCUGAUGGCCAAGGGCAAAUGGAGGAAGAGGAAGACAGUGAACCCCAGGCUGAAGCACUUCAGCGCCUAGUGUUUUCCUAGAACGUGUGUCUUUAUGAAGCAUUAGAUACUUAGAGAUGAGAAGCCCAAGUUAAAACCAGACUGAAGAACUUCAUCUAAGUUUAGCAACUCAUGAUUCCAUCUGGGGGGUUUAACCAACUAACAAUUUUUUUCCUUCAGCAGGAAGACUAACCUGCAGGCUUCCCUAUUCAAUUCACACCAGAAAGGACGAUUUAGGAACUAAGACAGUUUUUUAAGAGGUGACCACCAUGAUCCCCUGGGUGCUCUUGGCCUGCGCCCUUCCUUGUGCUGCCGACCCGCUGCUAGGUGCCUUCGCCCGCAGGGACUUCCAGAAGGGCCCCCCUCAACUCAUCUGCAGCCUGCCUGGCCCCCAGGGCCCAGCCGGCCCCCCAGGAGCUCCAGGGCCAGCAGGAAUGGUGGGAAGAAUGGGCUUUCCGGGCAAAGAUGGCCAGGAUGGCCAGGACGGGGACCAGGGGGACAAUGGAGAAGAAGGUCCUCCUGGCCGGACAGGUAACCGGGGAAAGCCAGGACCGAAGGGCAAAGCCGGGGCCAUUGGGCGCGCCGGCCCCCGCGGCCCCAAGGGGGUGAGCGGGGCCCCGGGGAAGCACGGCACGCCGGGCAAGAAGGGGCCCAAGGGCAAGAAGGGGGAGCCGGGCCUCCCGGGCCCCUGCAGCUGCGGCAGCGGCCACGCCAAGUCGGCCUUCUCGGUGGCGGUGACCAAGAGCUACCCGCGGGAGCGGCUGCCCAUCAAGUUCGACAAGAUCCUGAUGAACGAGGGCGGCCACUACAACGCGUCCAGCGGCAAGUUCGUCUGCGGCGUGCCGGGGAUCUACUACUUCACCUACGACAUCACGCUGGCCAACAAGCACCUGGCCAUCGGCCUGGUGCACAACGGCCAGUACCGCAUCCGGACCUUCGACGCCAACACGGGCAACCACGACGUGGCCUCGGGCUCCACCAUCCUGGCUCUCAAGCAGGGGGACGAGGUCUGGCUCCAGAUCUUCUACUCAGAGCAGAAUGGGCUCUUCUACGACCCUUACUGGACCGACAGCCUCUUCACCGGCUUCCUCAUCUACGCCGACCAGGACAACCCCAACGAGGUGUAGGCCGGCCAGUGCUGGGUCUCCGAGGAGGCCAGUGGCUCCUAGACUUGUGCUUCCAGAGCAAGACCCCUGAACUGUCCGCCGGGGACUGGGAAUCGGGAGCUUCUAACCUCAGGCCGACCUCCUCUACCCCUGUUUCCCUCCAUCAUUAAACCCAAGCUUUUUAAUUCA